AUGUUCCAAAAGCUUUCAGAUCUACAAACCAAAUCAAAAACAGGAAUUUACUUAUUCUGGUGUAAACUUCUGUUGGCUUUCUUGCACAUAAUUACAUUCGGAUUUAGUAUUUACGGUAUUAUUGUCACAUCAAAAAGUAUAUGGAAAAGUAUCAUCGGAUCUGGGUUGCUUGCACUCUCAGUAAUAACAAUGCUGUUAUCAAUAAGUGCUUUUGUAUUGAUUUUAAUCGGAUUAAUUGGAAUCAAUAUGAAAGGAAAGAAAAUUAUUUUUAUUAUAUAUAUUGUCAUUGUCGUAUUUGAUUUAAUUAUUAACUAUAUAAUCCUAGGAAAUACUACAGAAAGCGAAUAUCUUUCAGAUUACGUUGCCAUUGUAGAACAUUGCGAACAAAUGCUACAAACAAACAAAAGUACAGCAACUGAAUUGUUCUGCUGGGAUAAUCCUACAACAUGGAGUCUGAAGCAAUACACAAGAUAUCGUACAUUAACAUUAUAUGACAUUUUUGCAGGAGUUUCUGCUCCAACUACGAUUUUAAUUGUUGCCUUCAUAAUACUAGUUUUUUUGCAGCCUGAUGCCUUUGAUCCAAAGUCUCCUGAUAGUCAACCUCUAGAUCCACAAUCUAAUGAUCCAAAUGCUCAAAACAUUGCAGAUCCCGAGAAUCCAGAUGCUCAAAAUCAAAAUGAUAAUAAUAAAGCUCCUAAAUCACAAGAUAAUAAAGCAAUUUCGCCUCCCCCAGAAAAUCCUCCAAAGGCUACAGCAAACAAUGCUAAUAAAGAGCCACAAAAGGACACCAAACCAGAACAAAAUAAUACGAAGCCACCUGCUCAAAAUCAAAAUGCGAACCCGCCGCCUAAACAGCAGCAGCCACCAGAUGAAGAGCCUCAUGAAUAUGAGUACGAGUAUAUUGAAGAAGAAGAUUUUGAAGAAGAGGAAGAUGAAUUUGUUCCUCAAUAA
Molecule: messenger RNA, 951 nt
Organism: Trichomonas vaginalis G3
Lineage: Eukaryota; Parabasalia; Trichomonadida; Trichomonadidae
Exons: 1
Coding region: 1-951 (316 amino acids)
Source: RefSeq, a predicted model, not a curated record